GGAGUUAUUUUGUGUCUGCUGCAGAAAGUCAGUGCAGUUCAUAAAUAUAUAUAUAUAACUAAAUAUUUUACUGUGGCUGGUUACAUUAUUCUAGUGCCCAAGACUUUUACUAAAUUCGGGGAUAAAAAACCUAAAUCUGCAAGUUGUGAUUGGAGGCCAACGGAGACAUCACGUGGUUUGGGUCGCUGACAGUAUAAACCCUUGGAGACGGGUGCGCACGUGGGUGACGCUGCAGGGCCAACCCUCUUCGGGGUCCCUUUUGUUGAACCAUCAAACAUAAGCACCUUUGGAGAUCCCGAGGGGUUCAGAUGAGAAACAGCUAUCAUCUUGUGCACGGAGUGAUCACUUAUCAGCGGCGCAACCAUGUCGAGGUCUUUUUACGUUGAUUCUUUAAUAAUCAAGGAUACGGUGCGACCUGGACCAAUCGAGCAUCCAGGACAAGAGUUCCUUAUUCCCAUCAGCAUGCACUCUCCGAGCGUAAUGACGGUCACCGCUCCGGUGUGCCCAUCCAGGAAAAACGGGACUUUCUGUGUUUGCCCGCUGUGCGUCACGUCCCACAUCCACUCUUCCCGCAGCGGCAUUCCCAUGCUGAAGAGUCAGUUUCCAGGAGCGGAGGCACAGUACUGUCAGAGAAUAGCUCACCAGCAGUCUCCUGCACUCGCGCACCCGGGACACACACCUGUCUGCACGCCCACCUUCAGCGUCACAGAUCCCAGGAGAUACCACUGUCUUUCUAUUGGCGCCUCCGAGAACAGCCACAUACAGAAUGGCAAGAGGAUGCGCACGGCUUUUACAAGCACGCAACUCCUGGAACUUGAAAGGGAGUUUUCCACGAACAUGUAUCUUUCGAGACUCAGAAGAAUCGAAAUCGCCACAUAUUUGAACCUGUCAGAGAAACAGGUGAAAAUCUGGUUUCAGAACCGCAGGGUGAAGCAUAAGAAGGAGGGGAAAGCCACCCAAAGGACCGCGCACAGCGGUUGCAAGUGCACAACCGGUCACACAGACUAUUCAAGGUCAGAGGACGAGGAGUCUCUAUCUCCGGCCUCUGCUGAGGAGGAGAAAGAAGUGUCACCCAUCUGAGAGCGUCGCGACUUCCCAAUUCCCACUGCUGGCACUUACUGUUACAGUUCUGGGUUAGGGCAUCACAGCAACCUCUGGGCCAAAAAUCUCCCGCAUGAAGAGUGUACUUUUAAAAUGAAAUAUGUGGAUACAUGUUUUAACGCCGUUGUGAAAUAUUGGGAAACGUGACCUAUGUAUUGAUGUAUUUUGACCCCUUCAGGGUUCUCACCUAUACCCAGGUCUAGUUAAUUAUCCUCAGUAAAUGUUUUCAAUUAUUGCCUGAUAUCCCAUCACUGUCAGUGAGGUUGUGUGGUAAUGAAAGCCCUUAGAAAUAGCAUAGGCCUAACCUGUGUGGAACCUGUACGCAACAAUUUGUAAACUAUGUAUAUCUGUAUUUAUUGUAAUAAACAUGAGUUGACCUAAGAAACUGUCAAUGUGUUGUCUUACUAUGAUCAAUGAUGUGUUCA
This is a messenger RNA of Dicentrarchus labrax (European seabass), 1526 nucleotides long. RefSeq names its product GS homeobox 2 (gene gsx2). Lineage: Eukaryota; Metazoa; Chordata; Actinopteri; Moronidae. Gene Ontology annotation, cellular component: nucleus. Gene Ontology annotation, molecular function: sequence-specific double-stranded DNA binding; DNA-binding transcription factor activity, RNA polymerase II-specific. Gene Ontology annotation, biological process: regulation of DNA-templated transcription. Bases 364 to 1080 code for a protein of 238 amino acids. The record is from RefSeq and is a predicted model, not a curated record. The transcript has 2 exons.